CAAAAAUAAAUAAAUUUUAAUAACCAUGUAUCAAAUCAUAUGCUGCUUUGAAGUUGGGUGGGAUCAACGGCAACACAGAUAAAUCAAAUUGGAAGAGAAAAGAGAAGAGAAGAGUCCAGCCGAAACAAUGAAUCCGAUGGGUGCAGCAUCAGGGAGGAGGAGCAUGUCGACGGUAUCUAAAGCCGUCGCUGAAAUUGUAGGCGUCGGCAAAACCAAGAACCGAAAAGCUACCAGUGAGCUCUGCACCUUCAUGGGCAUCCCUCAUCACUCUCGUUCCGAAAUCGCCUCCAUCAUUUCAAAGUUCAUCAAACUCUACAGUUUCAGGAGUCCUGGUAUUAAGAAAGACAAACUUUGGGAGCAAAAUUUGCAAACACUGUUGCGUGGCAGAAACAGUGUUGGUUUUCCUGAGAUUGCUAAGAUUUUGUCUCCGGAAUUCAGCCAGGGUGCCAUUAAUAUCAAGGAUACUAAUAUGGAUUCUUCCACGGACAAUACUAAAGGGAAAGGCUCACAGAAGAAGGGGAAAAAGAAAUAGGAAGUGGAGGCACUUGGUUGUUUUUUAUUUCCUAUUUGCUAGGUAGGAACCAAGUUAUAUUUUGAAAGUUUCUCUGUUGCUUAUUAUAUGCAAUUCUGCAUGAUAAUUUCUUGAAAGUGUUACAAUAACAAGAGGUUAAGUAUUGAAACUAGUUUGGCUAUUGCCUUGUGGUCUGUUGACAAAAUAAUAUUUAUAUUUUCUGUGUCC
This is a messenger RNA of Lathyrus oleraceus (garden pea), 739 nucleotides long. RefSeq lists its product as uncharacterized. The coding region runs from base 128 to 532 and encodes 134 amino acids. Lineage: Eukaryota; Viridiplantae; Streptophyta; Magnoliopsida; Fabales; Fabaceae. The record is from RefSeq and is a predicted model, not a curated record. The transcript has 2 exons.